GAACGAGUACUUAUUCUGGAGGCCUGUUGCUGAGGCUGGCACUCUUGUUCAAGCUACCUUCCCACCUAAGCCAUGAAGGGAGCGGUUGUACUUCUCGUCGUCAGCGUGACCGUCGCAGAAUGUUCCUCAAAAAGGCCUGGUGAAUGGAUGGAUCAGGACCCGUUGAGUGAUCCAAAGUAUAUGAAACUCGCGCACUAUGCGCUUAUUGACCAGGAGCCCAAAAAAAAGUACUACUACACAGUUCUGAACUUGCUGGAAGUAAAGACACAGGUUGUUAACGGAGUAAACUACGCACUGACAUUCGAGAUUACCCCAUCUGACUGCCCCGUCGCCGAUGGUCCGUAUGCUGGCGAGUCAUGCAAGCCUACCGGUGAUGAGCCCAGCGCAGUUUGCACUGCUGUUGUAUACGAGCGUUCAUGGAAAAAACAAAGAGAACUUGUAACGCUGCAGUGCCACAGUUAAAGAACAGCGGCUUGUCUGGACCGUACGCCGUUGGUACAGCAGUGUCGUGGCUCAUUCUUUUUUGCGUAAGCACGUGAACUGAAGUUAUUCUUGCGUUUUUUUGUCAAAACUUGAUUCAUAAAAAAAUGUU
Messenger RNA from Rhipicephalus microplus (southern cattle tick), 592 nucleotides. RefSeq names its product cystatin-2. Gene Ontology annotation, molecular function: cysteine-type endopeptidase inhibitor activity. The record is from RefSeq and is a predicted model, not a curated record. Lineage: Eukaryota; Metazoa; Arthropoda; Arachnida; Ixodida; Ixodidae. Gene Ontology annotation, cellular component: vesicle; cytoplasm.